UCGCUGUUCCUGGAAGGGAAAUCAUCCAUCCGGUGAGGUUUCCAUACGAGAAGGGGGAGGCUGGUCCGUAAGGGGGCUGAGCAAAGAGCUCCCUGUGUACUUUGAGGAGGAGACUGUACGUUUCUCCAAGGAGGAGUGGGCUCUGCUACUUCCAGGGCAGAGGACUCUCUCUACAAGGUAGACAUGAUGGAGAAUUAGAAGCACGUGGCCUCUUUUGUCUGGGAUGUGUGGGAGAAAACAAAUGGAACAAGCACAUCAAGUCUCUGAGGAAAGUGAUAAGGGGCCAGACAUGGAAGAGGAUGUUGGGGAUCAAAAUGGGAUGAAUCAGCUGGAAGAAAACCAAAGAAAUCAAGAGAGAAGUAAAUACCUGGAUGGUGACCUCCAUGCAACUACGGUACAAGAAAAAAUUCCGAAAGAAGAGGGAGAGACAAAACGGCCUGUGAAUGGGAAAAUAUUCAGUUGUGAAUCAACCCUUGAUGACCACACAGCAAAGAAAGGAUAUAAAUGCCUUGAGUGUGGAAAGAGUUUCAGGGACAAUUCUGGUCUUCUCAGCCAUCAAAGAACACACACAGGGAAGAAACCAUUUGAAUGUCUGGAGUGUGGGAAAGCAUAUAAUUCGAAGUGGGGAUUUACUGUUCAUCAGAGGUUUCAUUCAGGGGAGAAACCAUUUCAAUGCUUGGAGUGUGGAAAAAGAUUCAUCCAGAAGGGUAACCUUCAAAUGCAUCAAAGAACUCACACAGGGGAAAAACCAUUUCAAUGUCUGGAGUGUGGAAUGAGUUUCAUUCAUCAGGGAAAACUUACUGUUCAUCAGAGAAUUCACAGAGGAGAAGAGCCCCGAUAUAAAUGCCUCGAGUGUGGAAAGAGUUUCAAGAGCAAAGCCGAACUUAUCGCCCAUCAAAGAACACACACAGGGGAGAAACCAUUUGAAUGUCUGGAGUGUGGAAAAGCAUUUAAGAGGAGGUGGGGACUUACUCUUCAUCAGAUGAUCCACUCAGGGGAGAAACCAUUUCAAUGCUUGGAGUGUGGAUGGAGAUUCCGCAACAGUAAUGCCCUUAUAGAGCAUCAAAGAAUUCACACAGGGGAGAAACCAUUUCAAUGCUUGCAGUGUGGACGGAGAUUCCUCAACAGUAAUGCCCUUAUAGCGCAUCAAAGAACUCACACAGGGGAAACACCAUUUAAGUGUCCAGAGUGUGGAAAAUAUUUCAGUCGGGGCUAUUGCCUUAAGCUCCAUCAAAGAACGCAUACAGAUGAAAAACCACAUCAAUGCGUAGAGUGUGGAAAGAGAUUUAUCGAGAAGGAUGAGCUUACUUCCCAUAAGAGAAUUCACACAGGAGCAAAACCUUUUGAAUGUUCGCAGUGUGGAAAGAAGUUCAAUCGUAAGGCAACCCUUACUAGUCAUCAGAGAAUUCACACAGAAGAGAACCCAUUUAAAUGCCUGGAUUGUGGAAAGAGUUUCAGGGACAAUUCUAGCCUUCUUGCCCAUCAAAGAAUGCACACAGGGGAGAAACCAUUUAAGUGUCUGGAGUGUGGAAAAGCAUUUCCUUGGAGGGGGUCACUUACUGCCCAUCAAAGAAUCCAUUCAGGGGAGAAGCCAUUUCAAUGCUUGGAGUGUGGAAAGAGAUUCAGCGGGAAGGGUACCCUUAAGGUACAUCAAAGAACUCACACAGGGGAAACACCAUUUCAAUGUCUGGUGUGUGGAAAGAGUUUCAAUCAAAAGGGAAAACUUACUAUUCAUCAGAGAAUUCAUACAGGAGAAGGAAACCGAUUUAAAUGCCUGGAUUGUGGAAAGAGUUUCAGGGACAGUUCUGGCCUUCUUGCCCAUCAAAGAACGCACACAGGGGAGAAACCAUUUAAAUGCCUGGAGUGUGGAAAGGGCUUCCAGCGGAAGCGUGAUCUUGCUUUACAUCAAAAAAUCCACACGGGAGAAAUCGUUUAAAUUCCUGGAGUGUGGAAAGAGCUUCAGGUGGAGUUCUGUCCUUCUCGCCCAUCAAAGAACUCACACGGGGGAGAAACCAUUUCACUGUCUGGAAUGUGGG
Molecule: messenger RNA, 2036 nt
Organism: Elgaria multicarinata webbii
Lineage: Eukaryota; Metazoa; Chordata; Lepidosauria; Squamata; Anguidae
Product: zinc finger protein OZF-like
Exons: 3
Coding region: 224-1936 (570 amino acids)
Biological process (GO): regulation of gene expression
Cellular component (GO): nucleus
Source: RefSeq, a predicted model, not a curated record